Molecule: messenger RNA, 5373 nt
Organism: Brassicogethes aeneus
Lineage: Eukaryota; Metazoa; Arthropoda; Insecta; Coleoptera; Nitidulidae
Source: the annotation of a GenBank genome assembly
UCGGAGUGGGAGAUAAUAGUUAAGAUUGUGUAACUGAAAAUAGCUAUUCCACAUAUUUUAUUUAUCAUGUGCAGGUACAUAGUGUUCGACAUGUUAAGUACAAAAUAAUUUAUUUUUAUCAACUGAUUCAAAUCGGGGUUAAUUUGGGUCGGGGAAUUCGCGUGUGUGAUUGUGUGUGUAUGUGAAGUGUGUAUUAUUUUCGGUGUCGUCGUUAAAAAUUAACGGGCAAUUAAUUUGAGAUGGCAACAAUGGAAACAGAAAACUUUCUUCAAGACAUUAUAAAACUUCAGCUUCGCAAACCGAAAAACUGGAACUGGCAACUUUCGACUUCAAAAUCGUCGCCUCACAUAGCUUUGCCAAUUAUACAACUUUACGACGCUAAAGGAAAAUUGCUUGUUCAAACUAAAGACAACGGAUGCACUCAAAGGCAAAGCUGGCACAGCGCGGACAAGCUCCCAGUUAAAACAAAAAUAAGAGGCGUUUUGGUUGACCAUCGUGAUGCAGCGAACAAGAAUCGAAAUUUCGAAGAACGUAUAAAAAGUAAAAGUGGAUCAAGUAACAAUGUGAUUAAAAGUUCCGGAGCGAUGCUAAAGGAGAACACGUGCAAGACUACAGCUAAUGAAGCCGAUAACAGAAAAGAGCGCCCUUAUGACAGAAAUGCAAUUAAAGGGGACCACAGCAAACGGAAAACUUUUCGUAUCAGAAAGUCCAGAAGCGAUAUUCUCGCCGCUAAAGAUAAUUCGUCGUCGUCGUCGUCAUGCGAGCGAACAAAAAGCAAGCCGCUGCAAAAAGCACCGUCGCACAGCGAGGUGGUCCGCGCCAGGGCCGAGAUCAGACGCCAACACAAAAGAGCGAGGAGCGACGAUCUUUUCCGCAGGAAAUUAAAAUGCAGCGGCGGCGGCAACGCGGAGAGCCUGAAGCGGGCUGAAAGUGACGGCUACAGGAACUUCCUCGCGCCCCACAGUAAAAAUGAUAAAUCGACGGCGGUGAAAAUGACCGCCGAGCAUGUGCUGUUCGGCAAUGACGCCCGCAACGUUCAGGUGAACCGCGUGAAACACAACAACAAGUAUACGACGAGGACCAGCAGUGCAGGCACCCUGAUAAUUAGGGAGGAGAGUUUCAGUCGGUACAGGCGACGCAGGAGCACGUUGGACGGGGUCGAAGACGCCAUCAAAGGGAAACCCGACUCACUUUCCAGCCCGACCCGACCACCGCCGACCGAAAGGCUCUCUACGAGCCCAACGCCUGAUUCCAGGUGGUUCAUGAGGCGGAAUAAGAAUCGAUACGUAGAGGGCGGCGACGACACCGAACUUGCCAAGCCGGACCAAACAACGUCACCUCCUGUAAGGAGCCUAAAAAAUGGUUUCCGAUGCUACGUGGAGGAGAACGGCGAUUACACCGUUCAGGAACCGGUAACUCCUGGAGAGAGCCGCAAAGGAAGUUGCAUUGCGUCAGAGUUGGAAUGGAGCGGCGUCGAGCGGGAACUUGAUAAACGCAGACAGAGAAGGAAAAUGGUAAUGGAGCAAAAGGAUAAUGUUGCAUCUGUUAAAGGUUACCUAGAGAAGGGAUCCAGCAGCGGAGUGGGGCAUCAAAGCAGCAACAACAACAACGUCGCCGACGCCAAAAGGGCGGCGGGAAAGGAGGGCAGCGUCGAAGGCGGCGGCGGCUCGGUGCGGCUGGCGCGCCGCCUCUCUUCCAACGACAAUGCAAAGAUGGGCGCGAACGUGAGCCGUCACUCGAGUAAGGGGCUGUCGGGACGCAGGUCCCAAUCGAGCGGAAGCAUCUACAGCGGAAAGUCGGGCAGCGGUCGGAAUCAAGAAGGCAAGGUGUGCGGCAGCCUGCCCAGCUACCUGGACGAGAACAACGAUAACGGAACCAACAACAACCAUGCCGACUGCAAUCGGCCUCCUCUCGACGAGGACGAUAGGAUUCCCCGCCUGGGUGAUGGCGGAGCCCAAUUGCACUGGAAAUUUACAGAUCAUCAGACAGUACUCUGCGAUCAGGGAUACGGGUCCGAGAGAUCGCCGGAGGAGGAAUUUCCGCCUCCACUGCCCGACCACCAAAAUCAGUGCCACCAACAUCUCGAACCGCACGCCUGCUAUCCAUUUAUAACGCCAGAUAGCACGUUCGGCGUGAAGCUGGCCAAGGGAUCGAGAGGGCUGGGACUGAGCGUCACCGGCGGGGUGGACAGCACGGGGGCAUGGCCCGGCCUGAUCCGCAUCAAGAGGCUGUUUCCUCAUCAGCCCGCCUCCACGUGCGGCCUUCUUUACGUCGGCGAUCUCCUCAUCGAAGCUAACGGGGUUACGCUCACCGGCCUCACCAAUUACGAAGCUUUGGAGGUAUUAAGGACGGCAUCUAAUCAGGUCGAGCUGAAGGUAUGUCGACCACCCCCGGACGUGUUGAAUUGCGUGAGCCCCAUUUCGGAAAUUCCGCCCCCGCCUCCGCGACGGGAGGCCCCCAACAGCCUGCACCUGCCGCCCACGGCUUACAGUUCCCCCGAAGACGACUACUAUCAGGGCGAAUUUGAAGUUCAGUUAACCAAAGUUCAAGGGUCGUUAGGGUUUACGUUGCGAAAGGAGGAUGAUAGCGCGUUGGGGCACUACGUUAGAGCCCUAGUGCGAGAGCCAGCAUUGACAGAUGGAAGAAUAAGGGCUGGAGACAAAAUCAUAGCGGUUAAUGAUGUGGAGAUAUCUCCGAUGAGCCACGAGCAAGCGGUACAAUAUUUAAGGCAAUGCGGUGAAGUAGUGAGUCUCCGGUUGUAUAGGGAUUGCGCCCAGACUCCCGUUGCGGCCCUCUCACCCACCGAAACCACCCCAACCACUUCGUUCUCCCGAAAGGCAAACUUGAGGCAAGAAGCGGUGGACAUGCUGAACGACAUAGCCGUCCGCAAGCUGAUCCCGGGUAACCAACAAGACCCAUACAGACGCUCCCUGUCGCCAACGGACGCGUCGCCGCGAAGACUGCGCCGCAACCCGCACCCCUCCGACGCCUCGCGCGUCGCCGACCCCUCCGACGCCCCCCACCACCAAAGCAUCGAAGAGCAGUUCCACGAGGGCCUGCUGCACGGCUGCUUCGACGAAGACGACUGCCCGUCGCUGUUCAUCGUCGACUCGGACGGCGAGGGCGACAAGCCCGACCGGCCCAGCUCGCUCGACCUGUACAACCCGAACCAGACGCCGGUGGCGGCGCGCAAGCCGCGCUUCAACUUCUCGCUCGCGCACAACCAGUACGAGCUGAACAACCUCGACCCGGAGGUGCUCGACGCGCCCAACCUCGCCUACAACCUGGGCGCGGCGGACGAGGCGGCGGGCGCCGAGGUCGAGUGCCCGCGCGAGCCGGCCAGCAUGCCGCACAUCGCGCUCGACACCUCCGCGUUCAGCUACAAGAAUCCGGCCUACCAGACCGCGCACCCUCAUUGCGACGACAGGGUUGGGAAGCAGGCGGCCGCCAGCAAGGACGACAACGGCGCCGUGCGGAAGUGGAAGGGCGUGCCGCUCGACGGCGAGCACCGCGGAACCGUCAGGAGGAAGAAAAUGCCGGAAGAGUACCAGGUGCUGGCCAUUGAAUUGAACAGGGGCUGGAACAGCCGAUUGGGUUUCAGCCUUCAAGGAGCUGCAGGUGUCACUUAUGUCAGUGCAGUCCAUGCGGAUAGCGUAGCUGCCAGGGAUGGCAGAAUCAAACCAGGCGAUAGAAUCAUCAAGGUGAAUGAUGAAAGCGUAGAAAAUAUGACAACCAAUGAAAUAAUAGAUUUACUUCGAAUAGUAAGGGGUCCAGUAUGUAUAGUUAUAUCGAGAGUCAAAUCCAAUGAAGACUGUCAAAACCGCAAUGCUGAGAAUUGAAUAUGUAGUACAAGACGUUCAUUAAGCGUAUAUCAAUUUGUACACAAGCAAACAAAAUUUAUAUAAUUAUACGCGAUUUUUUUAAUCAAUCCUAAUAUCCCACCCAUGGUUAUUUAAACCAAACUUGAUAUUUUCCUUAUUUUAUUUUGUAUGUUUGUGUGCCGAAAUAUUUGUAUCUAUAUUGUUAAUUUGUUUAUAAUUUUAAGUCUUACGGAUGCAUUUGUGCGGUAAAAUCGCUUCCUUUACCGCACAAAACCAUCUUUUGUUUUAACUAAUGCAAAUUUUACUUUAAUCUAUUUCUAUUUAAGAGCUGAAAUAUUGUGAUAAUUUUAACUAUGUAUUAAUUAAAUUUUAUUUAUUUUUAAAAAUGUUUCCUACAGGAUAAACAAAUUAUUGGGACCUUCCUUUUUAUUAUUUAGCGCUGACAUCAAAAUCCACCAUUUUGUGACGUCAUUAGUCAGUUUUGACGUUUGAAAGGUACCUACUUGGUUUCUUAGUAAAAUGUCAGAUGUGUUAAAAAAUAAAAUGAAAUGUCAGAAUAAUUUGGUAAAAUGUGAAUUGUUUUAUAAAUUAAAUGUUCCUAAUAACAACUUUCAAUUAAAAUAAACAAAUUACAUUUUAAUUAAUAAAAAACACAAAUGAGUAAAAAAUAUAUUUAUAUUGGAACAACUAUUUUAUUGUAAAUUAUCUCAGAUAAUCAUAAAAACUUAGCAAUGUGAUAGUUUGAUUCGAUUUAAAAAUCUAAAAAACAGUUCUUAUUAUUUAAAAUUUAACCUACUAGUCUGUAUUAUAAUUUGUUAUAAUACAAUGAAUAUUUUAUGGACUUGUUGUAUAAGUCUAGAUUUAGAUAGUACCUAGAUGUUUUCUGCAAUGAUAAUAAUAAUAAAUGGGGACAUUGCAAAAGAAGAUGGUUUAAAAGUAAGAAUGUGUCCCUAUUUAAUAUUCUGUCCUUGUUUUUAGGAUCGUUGUUUAAUAGAAACUAAAUAUAUUUAAGCAGAAUUCUUGUUCAAUAAAAGAUCUUAGUAAGUACCUACUCGAAGUUUCUAAAGAAAAGUUUAUUUUUAAGUACCAAAAUACUAAACAUUCUACCAAUACCGUUUUUUAUUUUAAAACUCAUUUUUAGCAGAAAUAAUAAGUAUAUUAUGAAAAAAUAUAUAAUAUAAUACCGAAAAAUAUUUUUCUCCAGAAACUUUGAGGUUGUGUAAAAAACACAUCUUAUGUAAACAUUCUAAAUUUUGCCUAUUACAUAAAUAUAGAAAUUCUAUUAUUUUUUGUAAAUUAAAAUGUUUUAAGAAAAAAUUAUAUAGGUAUAUGUCUUGAAUCAAAAAAUUAAAUGAAAUAGUAGUAAACUGUAUUCAUAGAAUUAUUUUAAAUUUGUUGUUUUUGUAUAGACUUUUAAGAUAUUUCAAACUAUCAUUUUUAAAUUCUAAACCAAAGACAAGAUAAAUAAAUAUCGUUGAAAUAACUGAAUUUUUAUUUAAAUCAACUUUACCUAGGUAAGUCCAAAUCAACAAUGAACAAAUUACCCUUUAAU